ACGAUAAAGUAGAUAGAGCGAGAGCGAGAGUGAAGAUAUUUAGUAAAAAAAACAGAAAUGGGUAAGAACAAUGUCAAAAUCCUCAUCACAGUUUUUGCAAUGGUUUUAACCGCAGCAAUGAUGAUACAAGAAGCUAAGAGCAUUCCCCUAUGUAAGGUCAACACAAAUGACUUGCAGAAAUGUCGUCCAGCUGUCACUGGAAACUAUUCGCCACCUCCGACUCCGGCCUGCUGCACAGUGGCCAAAACUGCAAAUCUUGAAUGUCUCUGCCCGUUCCUCUCCAGGUCCGGGAUUGACCCAGCAAAACUCAAGGUUCUUUUUGCCAAAUGUGGCGUUAACAAUCCUUCCUGUUUGCCAUGAUUGAAGAAUUGAGCUGGACUGGACUUAAGCCGGCCUGUUGCAUACUUUGCCAUAACCUGGAGUCUCUAAGUUAUAAUUUAUUAUGGUGUUCUAUUCUAUUAGAAUAAUCAACAAAUUAUUUUCAGUCACCUUUUCUUAUCUACAAGAACCGUCUUCUAUAAAUUAAAUGAAAUAAAGUACUGCUUUGGCUUAU
This is a messenger RNA of Eruca vesicaria subsp. sativa (arugula), 553 nucleotides long. NCBI's taxonomy places the organism in Eukaryota, Viridiplantae, Streptophyta, Magnoliopsida, Brassicales, Brassicaceae. The record is from the annotation of a GenBank genome assembly.